AGUGACGUCAUUGUCAAGGGAAUUAUGUAAACAAAAGGGAAAGAAAACGUCUGUUCGUCAAAAUGAUUAUUUACGUGGAAAGCAAAGCGUUUCCGUACAAGACAUUUCUGGCGUUGGUCAAGCCAUCAGACAAGGUUGCCAGGAUCCGAGCACAUCUACUCCACAUACUGUAUGACAUAGGCCAAGAGGACCUCCAGUUUAAACUGCGCUACAAAGGACAGUACCUGCGGGAUGCUUUCUUUAUUGAAGACUAUGACAUUCCAGAGAAUGCUGUCAUCAAACUGCUACCUGUUGCGAGGAGGAAUGACACAAUGCUGGACAUCCGGUCAAUCGCCAGUACCAUGACGGUUAGUGUGGACGCCUUGUCAACUUCAGGUCAACAGGAUGUCAAAGUGGAGCUGUUUAAGGAGAUCCGGGAGUUCAUUAGACGAGAGAAGAUGAUGAGAGCCUUUGAUGUAAUGAUCUACAUAAUGUUCCUUGCCACCUUUUUGAACUUAUUGACCAAUUACUGGUACGCCUUUAGCUGGUCAGCGGUCCUCUUUGUUUUCACAGUGUUUUUUCGUCCAUACUACAACAGAUGUGGUGGUUUUACUGGAAACUACACCCAAUGGCGUUUCCUGUACUGUAUAUUUUAUGUGGUGGCGUCUGUCGGUGUACUCGGAGCUUCGCUGUACUACUGUUGUAUUAGCUGGAUGUCUGUGGUGGCUCAUGGCUGUAAAGACUGGGUAUUCGUGGAUGACUGUUCUCACAAGGGCGUGUUCACUGCUGUAUUUUUUUCUGCCCACUCCCUCAUUCUUCUAGCCUCAGCCAUCCUCAUAACUUUACUCUUCUUCAACUUCAGACUUGAGAAAGGAGACUACAUAGAGAAGUUUCUGGUACAGGAAAGGGACAUAGAACAAGUGAUGAAGUCUGCCCGCAGCUCCAAGAUAAAGGAGAAGAGGACUGCUGCCUAUGAGCUGGCUUGUAUGGCAGCAUCUGGGGAUGACAACAAGUUCCGGAUUGUAGCUGAGGGAGGUUUGGAUGUGUUGAUGGCAAUGGCACACUGUGAUGAUGAUGCGACCCAGGAGCACGCUGUGGAGGCCAUCGGAGAACUCCUCACCAUACAGUCCAUACAGGACAAUUUUGUUGACAUGAAUGGUGUCCAGACUCUGACGUCACUGCUCCAUUCGGAGAAUUCACGUAUUAUGCAGGAGGCUGCAGUUAGUCUGUACACCAUUGUCUCUGAGUCUGAGGAAAACAAGAGUUCGGUUGUUGCAGAUCAUGGAUUGGAUGACCUUGCCCAUGCCGCCUAUCAGGGUACCAUUUACUGCCAGAGGACAAUUGCUAGUAUCUACUUGGAACUGGCCUUCACCUCUGAGAUCAGGGCACAGAUGGCUUCUAGGAACAUGCCCGCCCAAGCCUUGGUACACUUGUGUAGCAGUACUGAUCCAGAAACACAGCGCUAUGCCCUGCAGACUUUCGAACUUCUUGCUAUUGAGAGCUCAGAGAUGAUCUGUGCACAGGAGGAACUUAUGGAAGUAUUGCUAGACCUCCCUAACAAAACCUUGGAUGAGAAACUAUACCUACUGGCCGGCAAAAUCCUCCUUUAUUAUGCUGAGAAUAAGAUGGCGUGUGAAAUGCUGGUGAAUCAUCCCAGUAUUAAGGAUGCCCUUACCAUGUUUGGCCGCUCCCAGGACACCAUCCUACAGAAGGUCGUAACCAAGAUCAUCUUCUGCAUGCUGGACACCAAAGAAAUGAAGUUGAAGGCGAGGGAUCAACAGCUACACCGAGUGCUAGGGUACAUCCGUGACAACUCUCUGGACCGUGAAGCCUGGGACAUGGCAGAUCAAGGUAUACAAGCCAUGGAUUCUGAUGAGGACAAUCUAUCAACUUUGCCGAUAUUGAGUACACUUGAGAAACUCAACAAGAUGGGUGACAAACACCGAUUUGGAUCGAGGACUUCACUCGGAUCGGAUGGAAAACCAGGGGCAAGCAACUCCAGCAACUCAUCGGAUGAGAAGCGCAAAAUUUGAAAAACCAGGGGCAAGCAACUCCAGCAACUCAUCUGAUGAGAAACGCAAAAUUUGAAAAUGAGUAAAGGACAAGAGAAUAUCAAUCUUUGAUCAAGAAUUCUUGUGAAAAAAUAUAUAUAAAUCCAGUGAAUAGAAUUUACAUUUAUACUGUAGAUAUGUAUUGUUUCUAUUUUAAUGCUGUAGAACUUUGUAUUAUCAAGGAUAUCAGAAGAAUUGCAUAUUUUUUAACGUUGGGUGUAAAAGUGUAGUUUAAUUUAAUUUAACACUAUACAUGUAAUUGUUCUAUUGCAGGAUAAUUAUCAAAUUAUACGUUCAAUUAAUCAAAAAUAGCUUAUUUGAUUUGGAUAUUUUUGCAUGAUAUGUAAAACUUGUUAGAACAAUAUGUUAAAUGAAAAUCUUUUUAACAUUAUUUUAAAAACAAAUUUGAUUUUAGAUACGGUAGGUACCAAAUUACAUUUUUGAUUGUUUUAUAUUUUAUUAGAAUCUAUUUAUGAUACCUGUUUAUACUGUUUAAUAUACUUAUCAUAGCUAGAUUUUAUUUUAUUUUAUGUAACAGAUUUUAAUCAGAUAUGUGAUGUCACUGUUAUUUUAUUACAGUAGGUUUAUUUUCUCAUUUUUGUUCAAGGAACCAAAUGACCUUAGCUGUUAAUAGGACGUUAAACAAAAUACAACCAACCAAAUCAAGGAACCAAAUUUCUCCAAUCUUGGCUUUCAAUGGUUGUAACACUUUCAAGUUUUCAUGAUUAGGAAGGGUACAGUAUUUAGAUCUGUGUUAAAAUUACAAGCAGAUCAUGUAAAUUAUUUGAAAAGUGUCUUGAGACUUUCAUUAAUAUUUUCAACACUUUGAUUUAAUUUCAAAUUUAAAUAUUACUUGUUUUAUUUGUUUUAGCUUGUUAUUAAAUAACCAUGACAUGCAAUUAGAUUUAAUUCCAUAUAUGAUAUAUUUGCUUAAAGUUUGAUAUACAGUUUGUGUAGUGUUUUAUAAUUACCCAGAUACACAUCUGAUUGUAACAUGUGUAGUUAUCUCUAUUCCGUCCAUGUUAAGGAUUUCUUUGUGAUAACUUCAUAUAUUCCGACCCUGAAAUUAGAAGUCUCUUUGAAAGACCUCAUGUUAAUUUACAUUUCUUUCUUUAUUAUCAUGUUCUUUGUUAAUUAUUGCAUUAAUAUCUAUAUGUUAAAAGUGGUAAGUACAUGUACAUAUUAUAUCUGUUGUGCGGUACAUGUAAAGCAGGUUCCUACAUUGACAAAACAGGAGUGUGUUCACCCUUUCACCCCUGAAAUUUCACAAUAGACUAUUCCAACAUUUGAAUUGGAAGAGUUCAAAUAUCAUUCAC
This is a messenger RNA of Mizuhopecten yessoensis (Yesso scallop), 3346 nucleotides long. RefSeq lists its product as uncharacterized. The coding region runs from base 63 to 2012 and encodes 649 amino acids. Gene Ontology annotation, molecular function: protein binding. The transcript has 16 exons. The record is from RefSeq and is a predicted model, not a curated record. NCBI's taxonomy places the organism in Eukaryota, Metazoa, Mollusca, Bivalvia, Pectinida, Pectinidae.